CUUUCAUUUUAAUAUGGAAUAUCAUAUUUGAAUUGAAUUCUGACAAUUAACUUACGAAAUUAUAUCUAUUCUUAUGAAAGUAUAGAAUUUAUAAAUACUUGUAUAAUUUUAAAACAAGUUUUAUGCAUAUUCUAAAACUUAUUUUACAAUGGUUUUUUAGGAUAGAAUUUUCUAAAAUAAACAUAGUUGUGAAAUUCGGAAUUAAUAACUAAUUUCUAAAACGUUUAAUUGUUCAGUUUUGUGGGCGUUCUGAUAAUUUUAUAAUUGAAAUAAAUUUUAUUUCUUUAAAGAAUCCUUUUAAAAAAUAGAAGAUAAUUUUAGAAGGAAAAAAAGAAGUGUGUUUUUGGAGAAGGUCAAUACGGCUGCGUUUUGAGGACGCUGAGAAUAUGCAAUAUAACGAACUUUUGUGAAGCGCGCUUCUAGACACUUCUGUUUUCUGUUGGUCUCUUCUUAUAUACGCGAGUCGCCAUUAUAUCUAUAUAGAGAUAUAGAGAAGAAGAAGAAGAAGUAGAAGGAUUGCGAUUUGGGAGAGAAGUGAAGAGAGAAGAAAGGAUGUCGUACUUGCUGCCGCACUUGCACUCCGGUUGGGCGGUGGAUCAAGCCAUUCUCUCCGAGGAAGAACGCGUUGUGGUCAUCCGCUUCGGCCAUGACUGGGACGACACCUGCAUGCAGCUUUUAAAUUAAGAGAUGGAUGAAGUGCUGGCGGCGGUUGCGGAGACCAUAAAGAGUUUUGCGGUGAUAUACCUGGUGGACAUCACGGAGGUGCCGGAUUUCAACACCAUGUACGAGCUCUACGAUCCAUGCACAGUCAUGUUCUUCUUCAGGAACAAGCACAUCAUGAUCGAUCUUGGCACCGGUAACAACAAUAAGAUCAAUUGGGCACUCAAGGACAAGCAGGAGUUCAUUGACAUCGUUGAGACUGUGUACAGGGGUGCCAGGAAGGGACGUGGUCUUGUUAUUUCUCCUAAGGAUUACUCCACCAAGUACCGCUACUGAUUGCUACUUGUUCUUCUCUUUGAUUUCAUGCGCUUGAAAAAUCUUCAUUCAAAGUUAUUGUAAACCCUAAACUCAUUAGCCUUGUAGUUUGAUUAGCUGAGUAGAAAACUAGAAAUUGAUCCUGCGGCCUCGGCCAUUGUCUGAGCCCUAUUCUAAUGGUUGAAUGUUAGUGAGACAUGUACUUUAUUCACGGAUUCUGAUGUUAAACAUAUGAAGUGAGUUCUUAUGAACUCUUUCUUCA
Molecule: messenger RNA, 1237 nt
Organism: Arachis stenosperma
Lineage: Eukaryota; Viridiplantae; Streptophyta; Magnoliopsida; Fabales; Fabaceae
Product: thioredoxin-like protein YLS8
Exons: 3
Coding region: 688-996 (102 amino acids)
Biological process (GO): mRNA splicing, via spliceosome
Cellular component (GO): U5 snRNP; U4/U6 x U5 tri-snRNP complex; spliceosomal complex
Source: RefSeq, a predicted model, not a curated record